AAAAACAACAAUCAAAACAAUUCAAGUUUCACACAAUUGAGAGCAUUUGUUUUGAAAUGAGAAAUUUGCAAAUUUAGUAAGCAGGAGCCAUAGAAAAAUGAAAGCACUAAUACAACGAGUAAUGAAUGCCAAAGUUAUAGUAAAUGGUGAAGUCAUUAGUAACAUAGAACAAGGUCUAUGCAUACUUAUCGGCAUAUCCAAAUAUGAUACUGUCAAAGAUAUGGAAUAUAUAGUGAGGAAGAUUCUAAGUAUCAAGUUAUUUGAUGACGAGUCCUCUAAGAGAUGGAAGAAAACAGUAGUUGAUAAACAAUUUGAAAUAUUAUGUGUCAGUCAAUUCACAUUAUAUAAUACUUGGAAAGGUAACAAACCAGACUUCCACAAUGCAAUGCCUGGUGACCAAUCUAAAGAAUUUUACGAGAAAUUUCUGCAGAUGUUAAAAGACGCAUAUGUGUCUGAUAAAAUAAAAGAUGGUUUAUUUGGAGCCUACAUGCAAGUUUGCAUACAGAACGACGGACCCGUGACUUUUGAAAUUGAAUCCCUUGACAAGGACCCAAGCAAGAGUAAUAAAAAAACAACAAGCUUAGAAGCAGGAGAAAGUAUAGACCCUUAAAUCUUUGACCCAAAUUUUAUUCUAUGUGAAUGUUAAUAUAAGAACAAAUCAUUAAUAUU
Messenger RNA from Bombyx mandarina (wild silkworm), 669 nucleotides. RefSeq names its product D-aminoacyl-tRNA deacylase (gene Dtd). The record is from RefSeq and is a predicted model, not a curated record. Lineage: Eukaryota; Metazoa; Arthropoda; Insecta; Lepidoptera; Bombycidae. Gene Ontology annotation, biological process: tRNA metabolic process. Gene Ontology annotation, cellular component: cytoplasm. Gene Ontology annotation, molecular function: D-tyrosyl-tRNA(Tyr) deacylase activity.